AUGGAGCGAAUGGUCAACAGACGACUCAUGGACCUACUGGAGGAGCGUAAACUCCUGGAUCAACGGCAGUUUGCGUUCCGACGUGGAGCAGGAACAGGUGCCUAUCUCUCCAGCUUUGGAGAGGUGGUGCGUCAAUCCGUAACUGAUGGCCUGCACGCCGAUAUCGCCAUACUCGACGUGGCGAAGGCUUAUAAUACCGUGUGGCGUCACGGAGUACUGCAACAACUGGCCAACUGGAGAAUCACUGGAAACAUGGGCCACUUCUUGAGCGACUACCUAUCUAAUCGCACUUUUCGGGUGGGAAUCGGAGGUGCCCAAUCCGACACCUUUCCGGAAGACAACGGGGUUCCCCAGGGAUCAGUCAUCGCCGUCACACUGUUCCUGGUAUCCAUGAACUCCUUAUUCGCCAGCCUACCGGCGGGGAUCUACGUGUUCGUGUACGCUGAUGACAUCGUGCUGGUCGCGACGGGAAGGACCACCAUACGUACCCGCCGCAAACUUCAGCCGCCGUAA
Molecule: messenger RNA, 513 nt
Organism: Topomyia yanbarensis
Lineage: Eukaryota; Metazoa; Arthropoda; Insecta; Diptera; Culicidae
Exons: 1
Coding region: 1-513 (170 amino acids)
Source: RefSeq, a predicted model, not a curated record